GAAACUGGCAGGAUGCACUCUCUUCAUCACAGGCGCAAGCCGGGGCAUUGGCAAAGCCAUUGCUUUGAAAGCUGCCAAGGAUGGUGCGAACAUCGUGAUAGCUGCUAAGACAGCUGAGCCCCAUCCUACUCUUCCAGGGACGAUCUACACUGCUGCAGCAGAGAUUGAAGCAGCUGGAGGAAAGGCUUUGCCAUGCAUUGUUAAUGUGAGGGAAGAACAGCAAAUUAUUCAUGCCGUGGAGAAAGCUGUGAAGACUUUUGGAGGGAUUGAUAUUUUGGUGAACAAUGCAAGCGCCAUCUCUUUGACUGGCACUUUGGAAACAGAAACGAAGAAGGUCAAUCUUAUGAUGGAUGUCAAUGUACGAGGAACCUACCUUACGUCUAAAACAUGCCUUCCCCACUUGAGAAAGAGUAGGAACGCCCAUAUCCUGAACCUCAGCCCACCUAUGAACCUGAAUCCCAUGUGGUUCAAAAACCAUUGUGCUUAUACCAUUUCUAAAUAUGGGAUGUCCAUGUGUGUCUUGGGAAUGGCAGAAGAAUUCAGAGGAGAAGUUGCUGUCAAUGCUUUAUGGCCUAAAACAGCCAUACAUACAGCUGCGAUGGAUAUGCUGGGAGGAUCUGGAAUAGAAAAACAGUGCAGGAAAACAGACAUCCUUGCAGAUGCUGCAUAUUGCAUUUUAACAAAACCAAAAAGUUUCACUGGCAACUUUGUUAUUGACGAAGUUCUGCUGAGAGAAGAAGGAGUUAAGGAUUUUGAUGUCUAUGCAAUUGCACCAGGUCACCCCCUGAUGCCUGACUUCUUCUUGGAUGUUGAAACUGACAUGACAGCUGUGAAACAAGAAAGAUACGGUGCUUCCCAGGCAUUCAAAGAGGAGAAGAAAUUGAGCGGAUCCCAGCACGAAGAACCAAGUGGAGCUGGGGGCAGCACAGGAUCUGCUCCAGCCAAGCCACUGAGUCCUGUUGCAGAAACAUUCAGAGUCAUUCAGGGGGCAAUGAGUGAAGAGUACGUGAGAACGACGCAGGGUGUCUUCCAGUUUGAAUUAUCUGGUGAUGACGGAGGCACUUGGUAUAUUGACCUGAAAACCAAGGGUGGGAGCACUGGGUUCGGAAAGCCUCCUGUGACAGCUGACGUGGUCAUGAGCAUGUCAAGUGCCGACUUUGUGAAAAUGUUCACAGGUAAACUGAAGCCAACCAUGGCCUUCAUGUCAGGGAAAUUAAGGAUUAAAGGUAACAUGGCGCUAGCAAUAAAGCUGGAGAAGAUGCUGACACAGCUUAACUCUAAACUGUGA
Messenger RNA from Pelecanus crispus (Dalmatian pelican), 1288 nucleotides. The record is from RefSeq and is a predicted model, not a curated record. NCBI's taxonomy places the organism in Eukaryota, Metazoa, Chordata, Aves, Pelecaniformes, Pelecanidae.